AUGCACGUGCAGAAAUUCCCUCUUUCGCCCCCCUCCCUCGAUGAACUGGCCCAGAAGCUCCGAGAGCCUCUUGUGGCUAACUACGAACAUUCCACAGUCACUAUUGUCCAAUGCCCCGACUUAAGGGAAGCCCCGUUCAAUUUGGCCACUGAAGGUCUGUCGGGUGACGAGAAAGUCGCUGAUGUUGGCGGUCAACCAAAUCUCUUCCCGCUUCCUCGCCUAGACACCAUUUGGUCGAUGGCUGACAUUGCAAAAUCCAUGGAGAUGAGCCCUGAGAGGGGAAGCUUGAUUGGUGCAGGUGCCGGUCCGUUUCAUAAAAUCGGGUUAAACUGCGAGCUUUCGCCCAACAUGAGCUGGGAAAGAGGUCUUGAUAAUAUCAACAACCAGACCAAGUAUGCCAAGAUUAGCUCAGAGACCGGUCAUGUGUGUAUCGAGAACAGUCCAACAAUGGACUGCGCGCUGAUGCUGAAUCUUUACGGCUCAGUAGGCGGGCCAGGCCCUGUCAUUAAAGUCACCGCCCGGCAGCGCAAGGGUAGUGAAAAGAGCUUUACCGAGUGUAUACGCAAAGCCCUGUAUGCUGCCUAUGGAGAUUCCCAGACGAUAAGUCUAGGAGGGGUCUUCUUGAUCAAGUCGGGAAGGACUCACUACCACGUCAUGCCAGACUUCCCUUCGGAAAACGAGCUUCCAUUCAAGGAUUUCGCCCAGCUCAACAACUGGUUGACAUAUCAUGAUUUUGACGGACCAGUUGUAUGUAUGUCUGUGCUGCAUUCUGCUGACCCAGACAGGAAGAUGGGUUUGCGACUAGAGCACACACAUGGGUUUUCACCCAAUGGAGGAAAUGCUGGAGGACAUUAUCACUAUGACCUGGAAGGAGGUGGCGAGAUCGAGUACGAGGCCUACUUCAACACGGCGAAGAUGAUCUAUCGACUGGAUAAGCCGGUAGUGACCUUAGAGAAGGAUUUGCAUGAUUGA
This is a messenger RNA of Clonostachys rhizophaga, 972 nucleotides long. The record is from the annotation of a GenBank genome assembly. NCBI's taxonomy places the organism in Eukaryota, Fungi, Ascomycota, Sordariomycetes, Hypocreales, Bionectriaceae.